Messenger RNA from Maniola jurtina (meadow brown), 6307 nucleotides. Its product is annotated as protein tramtrack, beta isoform-like. The coding region runs from base 303 to 1589 and encodes 428 amino acids. Gene Ontology annotation, biological process: regulation of transcription by RNA polymerase II. The record is from RefSeq and is a predicted model, not a curated record. Gene Ontology annotation, cellular component: nucleus. Gene Ontology annotation, molecular function: protein binding. NCBI's taxonomy places the organism in Eukaryota, Metazoa, Arthropoda, Insecta, Lepidoptera, Nymphalidae. The transcript is spliced from 10 exons.
GCGAAACGAAACUGGAAGCAAAGAGAAGCAAAGAGAAGUGCUUAGGUAUUUAAUUCACGAAUAUUUUAUAUGAUUUAAUAAUUUCGUUAACAUGCAUUUUUGCCAGACAGGUUGUGCGUGCGCGUAGUUAGAUGCAUACGUAGGCAGCUAUUUAAGUGAUUUAUUUUCAGUACGUGCCGUGGCUUUUUCAUUGUGUAUGUGGACUGUGGAGACGCGAGUGGGACUGAAAGUUGUGUGUACAGUUAGUCGCAAAUAGCGGGCGUCGUCAGCCCUGAUUUACGGGUGGCGCAUUUCAGGCUGCGAUGGCGAUGCCGGAGCAGUUUUCUUUGCGUUGGAAUGAUUUCCACGCAAACUUGUCCCAGUCCUUCCAAGCGUUGUUGGAAGGCGAGGACCUGGUAGACGUGACACUGGCCGCUGGGGGACAGUAUGUACACGCUCACAAACUCAUUCUCUCCGUCUGCAGUCCCUAUUUCAAGGAGCUGUUUAAGAUGAACCCUUGUGAACAUCCAAUUGUAAUCUUAAAAGAUGUGGCACACCAGGAGUUGCGACAGCUUUUGCAAUUUAUGUAUCGUGGAGAAGUCCAUGUAAGAACGCAAGAACUGUCUGCCUUUCUACACACAGCUGAAUUGCUGCAGGUGAAAGGGCUAACUGGCGGUAGAGAGAGAAGCGAGUCACCCCCUGCACCAUUGGAAGACGACUCGUUAAAUGCAAGACCUACGCCACCUGAACCUGUCAGUGACAGUUUGCCCGAAUGGGUUCCAUCGGGUGAAGAAGCCAUCACUCCUGAAGUCCCACAAGAGUCUGUAAGCUCACUAGUCCCUAAAGAUGAAGCUGCCCGAAGCCCACUGAAACGGUUGCUGAAGAAUACCACGAACAAGAACAGUUACAACAUCAAAAAGAAGCCACGGCCAGUAAGCGAAAAUAGCCCUUCUCUUGUUGAAAAUACUGAAUAUGCAUCUGACGGUGAAUUAAUGAUCGACUUUGACAACGAUAUGCUUCAUAACCUGGUUUCGCCAGAUUCAGGCAAAGAGUCCGGAUGGAACUGCAAAACGGGCGGGGUUAAGUGUCCGUCUUGUCACCGAUUUUUCGCGAAUCGAUACAACCUGAAAGUACAUAUUCGGGACAAACACGACACAAGGGAAGGAACUCUACAAUGUGACCUCUGCCAGAAGCGUAUGCGCAACCCUUCGUGUCUUCGCGUGCACAUGUACCACCAUCGUAAGCAGGCCGCCUAUCUGGCACAGCUGAGUGCUCAAGGAGACCAAAUGAGGCACGUUGUGCAAAACAUGGUUGGAAAUAAGUGGCGUACCGAUGCGAAUGCAGACUUGAGCUCUGUCGACAAUGUACAAAACAUGGUUGGAAACAAGUGGCGUUCCGAUGCGAAUGCAGACUUGAGAGAUGUCGAUAAUGUACAAAACCUGGUUGAAAACAAAUGGCGUUCUGAUGUGAAUGCAGACUUGAGAGAUGUCGACAACUAUCCGGCGUCGGGCCAGUUGGAAGCGAAGUACCAGCCGCCUGCUGAGACCCAGUCGCCGGUUGCCGCCGAAGCCGCGCUUCCGAAGGUCGAAGCGAAUCUCGAGACAGUAUGAUUAGCACCCAACGCUACGGUCGCCGAUGACGAUUACGUGGACCCAUUAACCUUGGCUGCUAUAUUCACUCAACAGUUCCGCUGGGACGCAAAGCUCAUUUUCGGUCGUGUUAACACCAGGGAACCCAAAAAAUCGUUUUAUAGAAUGAAUGACACAGGCUGAUUAUUAUUUUUACAAGUGUUCUUUCCUUUUUCUUCUUCUUUGGUUCACUGUGAUUUCUCCAUUUAGAAACACGAAGAAUUUACUGUGCUACAUUCGAAUAUAAAGUUUUUUUCAGAAUUUCAAUUUCAAACAAAACUGCAUUAUUCUAACUAUGUAUUCGAGUAUAUAUUUUUUUUUGGAAAAUGGGGUUAAAAUAGAUUUUAUUACUAAAUUAGGAUCAGAACAUUAGCCCAUAGAGUUAAACUUACACGACAGUAUCUUUUUAAGACGUAAUUAACAAAAAAUGUCAUGUACAAAGUAUCAGUAUGACUGUUUCAUAACAGUAACAGUAAAAAUGCGUGAAAUUCACGCACUACGUCUCUUUAAGAAAUUGCUUGGCACAAAUUAAUUCAUUACAUAAUGAACUCAAAGUUCAGUAUACUUUGUUGUUUGAGACAAUAUACUCUCUACGUCAUUCAAUCUCCGGCCUGCCACGAUGACAAUAUAAUUAUUAUUUUUCAAACCAAUAAAAUUUUGUAUAUCUUUUUUUAUGGUAUAAUAUUUCGCAUAUAAGUUUUUUCACAUAAAUAUUUAUGACAAAGGUGGUUAUUUUUUGUGUACAAUCUGUAACUAAAACGGCAAAUCUAAAUGUACCACUAUACCGUUCGGAAUGUUCCUUGUGAAACAGUAUAGCGGUAUAAUGUGGACCUGUUUAACACACUGAAAUUCUUGAUCGUUAAUUGUGUCUAAUAAAGUCGCUAUGAAGUUUCCGCCGAAUUUAAUACAGGAACGAUAUCUAAGUACUAAUAAUAGUCAUUAAGCCAAUUUGAACAAAAAUAAUGAUUUUUUUAUUAUUUCAUGCAACUUUGUAUACAGUUGUGCUGUUGAGUUGAAUAUUAUUUACACUACAUUCCACCACAUGAUUUCCAAAGACUGAAACAAAAAUAAAAUAUCCAAUCGAAUCAUCGUAUCGUAAUAAUUUACGAGGUGCGUUGAAUGACGUACUUAGUUAUAAAAUAAAAUAAGUCGUCAUACGCUAAAAAUAAAAUAUAAAGAUAGUCUAAACUUUACAAUUAUAAGUUUUUGAGAGAAUUAGCACGCACCUCGUAAAUGGUAAUAGUUUUUAAGUAACUUUUCUUUAAGCCGUAUCAACCGAUGUAGUUGUUCUAAUCAGCUUUAUGGUGAAUAGUGUAGCUAGAGUCUUCAAGCGUCCGUGAUUGACGGAAAAUGAAGGAAUUUUUGACGAUAUUUUUUUUUUCACAUCAAAGUUUGCAGUAACGUUAUGACGACUACACCCUCCCAAUAUGCAUUUAAAUUUUUUAACAAUCGGUACUGAUGUCUGACAAGCUGUAAAGUACAAGUAUAAAAGGCAGCUUGAAUAAUUAGUUUCUAAUACACAUAAAUGUUGCCAUUCUCAAUAAAAUGUACAAAGAUAUUAUCAACAUUUAAAUUUUUUCGUAGUAAAAUGAAUUACAAAAAAGAUUUUAAAACAUAACCUUACAGUACAAAAUACCUUAUUGUGUAUAUUAAUCAUUUAUAAAAAUAUAAUUAUGCUUUACUUAGUAAUUUUAAGAUUUUUACGAUAAGAUCACAUAUUAGUUUUGAUUAGAACAGUUUUUUUAUACGUACAAUUAUUUUUAGUCUGAAUUUCUAUAUAUUUUUCUUAAUAUUAUUAUAAUACAAGGGUUUUAGGUAUAUUUAAUUGAAAAUUUAUAUGUACCUCAUGUGACUGUUUUAGUUUUAUUCAAUGAAAUGAUAUUUUAAUAUUUUAUCAUAGAUAUGUUACGUUCAUAUUACAUGGCUUAUAAAAUCUGUUCCCGCUCAUGAAUAUGAUAGAAGUUACAAAACUCACCAGAGUAGACCACAUGCUAUCUACGAAUGUGACCUAAAUGAGGUAGUUUUAAGUCUUCUUAUCGGAAGUGUGUGUUACAUGUAAUUAUAAUAUCAUUGGUUAUGAAAAUUUCAUAAGGUGUGGUAGAAUUCAUCACACAGGAUUUUAGGUAAUUAUCGUUAUUAGGUCUGCUGAAGUAACUUUAUUCAUUCUCAUAUUGAUAUACAUGCGUAGAGUUUUCAGAUUUGUCAUCAUUAAAACAAAUAAAGAUUGCCAUGCCCUGAUUUAAGAUAAUAAACAAUUUUAACGUCGUUUUAAUUGUAAUCCAAUACUUGUAACAAUAUUUCCUAAACUCCUGUGAUUCGACACGUUACGGAUGUGGAAAAAAUUCCAAGAUGAAAUGAUAAUUCCGUAUUAUUAUACAUUCCGUUUUUGUAAGGCCAGCUUGUGAAAUAAAUAAUUAUUAUAAUAAGUAACAAUCUUAUAAGGUUGUACGAAGUUUGUAAGUUCGAUUCUAUUUUGAACUCUUCGGUUUUUGUUUAGUUUUUACAGCAAAGCUUUAAUUUUAUCUAUUCGUCCCAUCGUUUUAGAGUUCAACCGCUUAAGAAAGCGACUUUUUCAUAGAAUUUUAAACAAGAAAGUGAAUACAGUUUGUCAUACAUUUAUUAUAUUUUUAAAAGGACUUGAUUAUGCCGUCCUUUAAACAAUCUGGGAAUAUUAACAUAAAAUUGACUCUCAACAGCUUAAAUAUCUCGCUCAAUUUACUUCUCAAACUAAUUUUAGACCAAUUUCGAAAUAUUUCCCAUGAGAGCUCAAUAAUUUAGUUGUGACUGUGUAUACCUCUCCAUAGAAUAAGACCAUAUAUCAUUAUCUCGAACUUUUCCACGUAUUUAUCUAGGAUGGACUGUAAGAUAUUUGAAAAAAUAUUAAGGUUACAAAAUAUUAAUUAAACAUUUGAUGCGUUAUUUAAAAAAGAAAUUAUAUUAUCGUGGUUUGGGUUAUCUAACCAUUAAUGUUAAGGGGUAACAGAACUAACACUUGUUUUCCAUGAUAAGGUUUUUUAUAUCUUUUUACAUUCCAUUAGUUGUUAGUCUGCUUACUCUACCUGAUAAGGUAUAAGUAUUUUAACAUAAUUUUAAACAAUCUAAGUACUCGUAGAGUUUGAUAAGUUUUAUAUUUUUUGUCCAAGGAGAUUAUUAUGUUGUGUACGGUGUGCACGUAAGUGACAUUCCAUUUUGGUAGCUGUAUUAUUAUUUUAGCGUUUAUACUUAUAUAGCGAUAUUUUUUACCAAAUUUUUUUUAUACCAAUGCUCUUUUGUAACGGAUUUAUAUAUAGGUGAAACGUUCAUUUUUUAGGAUUCAGUCUCGACUUACUUGAAACUAAGCUUAAACAGAUUAGUUUCGUAGUUGGCGCCAUUUUAUUUAGGUUAAUCUAGUUUUUGGACAAAUUAAUACUCAAUAAAUACGGCUAAGUAGUUUAGUCGUAUAUCACAUGCAUUUUAAAAGACAUUAUACAUGAUCAUCACAACUAUGCAAUCUGGAAUCCGUAUAAAUAAAAACAUGAUAACAAUCUUUAUCAAUUUUAACAUGGCUGAGGUAUUUUAUUUUUGAUAAUAAUAUGUAGUAAUAUUUCUGUUCAAAAAUUUUCUCGUAAUGUCAUCCUUCUUAGAAAUAAAAAAAACACAGAUUAACAUUAAUAGACACAAUAUAGUCAUGAAUAAAUGAAUAGUCAUAUACCUACAGGUUGUAGAUUGCAUUUUGUGAUUUUGACCAAAUAUUAACGAUUGUUCAGAAAAAGUAAGUUUUGUGAUUAUUUAUUUGUGUUUUAAUGUUACGAUAGGCGUGCUCUUUUAUUUUGUACCAUAUUAUUUUCAAUAAUAUACACUUCAUGUACCAAUUAAUUACGAUAAGUGCUCAAAUAUCGAUGUCUAUAUACAGGAUUUUUCAUGACAAAUUAGCUUUAAGUAAUUAUUCUAUAAGAACAUAAGACGCAUUUGUACCUAUUUUGAUAAAAAAAGUUUAUUACUUGUUGUAUCAUGGUUCGAUUCUGGGUACCGAAUACAAUUUAUCAUUUUGUUUUCUGCCACACGACGGUUAGUAAAUGAUGUGUCGGUAUAUUGAAGCAGAGAGCAUUUUUGUACGAAUUACCGCACAAGACCAUUUGCGGUCGUUUAUAAUUUUUUCUACGAGUGGUAAUUCCUCAACUACGCAGCAGUCAUGGCUUCUAAGAGUUUUGUUUUUAAAUUUUUUUGAUUUACUUGUCCUGUUUGCAGGGUUCAUAUUCCAUCGUUUCUCUUAAAGUUACAACUUACAAUGUACUAUUCGUAUUUAUAUUCAUAUUUUCAUCAAAACAAAUACACAAUCAAACAUAUACCUAGUGAAUACCGGAUGGUAAAAAAAUAAUGAAAUACAGUGUGUUCUUCAUAAUCUUACUACAGCUGGCUAAAACAUAGUAAUUAUGAGUAGGUAUAUAUUAACAAAAUAUCUACGAGUGCGUCUUAUGUAACAUGUGUAAUCUCAAGUAAUAUUAUUAUCAAAAAAUCUGUCAAUUUCGUCAUUUCUCGCCAUAUUAUUAUUGUAAUAGGUGUCAAGUAGUUGUAUCUUACAUCUAUUGCUAACAUAUUGUGUAGCUUUAAGAUAAUUACACUCCUUUUACUCCAUCAUAAUCAGGGUAAAAAGGAGCUUCUAAUCCUUUUACAUAUACUAUAUAUACAUAUUUUUGAAUUUAAUCUUUGUAGUAUUAAAA